Molecule: messenger RNA, 3055 nt
Organism: Marchantia polymorpha subsp. ruderalis
Lineage: Eukaryota; Viridiplantae; Streptophyta; Marchantiopsida; Marchantiales; Marchantiaceae
Source: the annotation of a GenBank genome assembly
GAAGAAUGCCUUUGGACUCGGGUGUAAUUCACACAUACUCGAUGAGAAAGGAAGAUUAUGAUUCGGGAAUGAUCCUAAAGCACCAAUCUUUGGAAGGAAUCCCGAAUGAAUUGCCGAGAUAUGAUAUAAUGAGACGGAUUUCGAUACUUACAUGAGAAUCUCCAAUUCAAAACGUCGGAGGCCUCGGUGAUAAUUCGAGGUAUUCAAGUGGCAAAUUUUGUCCCUCGAAGUUCUCUGCAACCAGGAUCUGCUGUUUUCUUGGAGUACUCAGUUUGAGUAUCUCCUUCACGAUGGAUGAAGAUAUGCAUUCCGUCCCUUCCCAACUGAUUCAUGGUUUUUAAAACGCGUGAAAAAUCAGUUUAGAACCGCAACAUCAAUCUCACAAAUUGUUCGAGCUGGUCGAAGAGCCCAGUCGCUUUCCCAUCCUCUGACCGAAGAACAUUUCAGAAGAAUGUGAAGCUCGUCGCGGAGAUUUCCGGGCUGAGAUCAGAAGCGUACCCAAACUAAUGCUUUUGGCCGGACCCAGCGCACACUAGACUUGCCCCAAACUUAGCUCGGUGCACCGCAAGCUGCUUAGAUAAUCCAUGGAGCCCGUUCAUAAGAACUGUCAAAUCCAAGAUGCAAUUGCGAAAUGUGGUCCAUAUGGUGCAUUCGGUUAGCGGAACCGUUCCAACCUGGCUCAAUAGGAAAAUCGAAACAUGUCAUUUUGAGAGGUCAGUCUUGAGAACUCUCUUGCCGGACGCCGUUGCAGAAAUUCCUUCAGGUGGAUUGUGAGUUGCUGCGACGCACUACAAGUGUUGGCCAAGGUUGGGCGGACCCCAGGAUUGCGAUAGCGUUUGAUUAAUCCACACACCAUUAGGUUUUGAGGCCCUUUAACCGGAAGCUAGGAAUCGAAGUCGCCCAAGUUGCGCGACAUGAUUCUCUCCAAGGCUCGCCCUUCUGUGUCUUCGCAGGGAGAGCGAGCACGAAGCAGUCACGGCCAGCGGAAGCCCCAAGUCUCGGCCCUGAACCGAUGUCUCGAAUUGCGGGACUACACUGGUGCCAUCGUUCUUCUCCAAUUCAAGCGCCAUGAGGCGAAUCUGCCCCAUAAGAUGACGCUGGAGUGGUUGGCAUACUGCCAUUUCCAUCACGGAGAACAUGACAAGGCGCUGGACGUGUAUAGAGAGCUGCUGGAAAGCCCGAACGCAGACAAUGUAUUUCACAAUUAUGCUGCAGCGUGCCUCUUCUACAUGGGUCUCUAUCAAGAAGCACAAGAAGAGGCGCUCAAGGGUCCCGAAAGUCCCUUACAGACUCGCAUCCUGUUCCAUUGCGCUCAUCGCCUGAACGAUGAAGAAAAGCUCAUGAAUGUUCACGAUAAGCUCGGUGAUCAAACGGAGGACAUGCUCAGCUUGGCAUCCAUUCACUACCUUCGAGGCCAUUAUCAGGAGGCCACCGACAUCUACAAGCAGCACCUCUCUGAGAACAGGGACUGGCUAGCAUUGAAUGUUUAUAUUGCCCUGUGCUACUACAACCUGGAUUAUCACGACGUCAGCUUGGAGGUUUUGACCAACUACUUACAGGUCUGUCCUGACAGUGCUCUGGCCAUGAACUUGAAGGCUUGCAACAACUUCAAGCUUUUCAACGGCAAGGCAGCGGAAGCUGACAUGAAGGCUUUAGAGAAUGCAUGUGGAGGACAAGUUGAGAACGAUCUUGUCCGUCACAAUCAAGUUGUAUUCCGGAAUGGUGAAGGUGCAUUGCAGGUGUUUCCUCCACUCGUUGGUAUUCUACCAGAAGCUCGACUGAACUUGGCCAUCUACUACCUGAGAAACAACCAAGCAAAACAGGCUUAUGAAAUGUUAAAGUCGAUGGAUCCAUCGUCACCCCAAGAAUACAUAUUGAAGGCUGUCACCCUGGCAAUGUACGGUCAGGAAGCGGAAUUAGGAGAAGUCACCAAGCAAGCGCAUCAGCUGUUUCAACUCGUUGGUACUUCCGCAAGCGAAUGCGACUCUAUACCUGGACGACAGUGCAUGGCCUCUUGCUUCUUUUUGCUUAAGCAGUAUGAUGAUACCAUCAUCUACUUGAAGUCCAUUAAAUCCUACUGUGUAAACCAAGAUGAAUUCAACUGGAAUUAUGGCAUAGCAAAAGCAGCAAAUGGAGAGUUUCAAGAUGCUGAGGAAAGUUUGCAGGCGAUCUGUAGCGAUAGCUACCGGAGUAGUUACUCCUACAAGGCAUGGUUGUCCCACUGCUAUAUCAUGAAUGAUAAGGCUCGCCUUGCCUGGGAGCAGUACGUUCAGUUUGAAGGCUCCGACGAUUCAUUCAGUUUGUUGGUGCUGAUUGCAAACGAGUGCUACAAAACUGGUCAGUAUUUGUACGCCGCCAAGGCAUUCGAUGUCCUGGAGAGGAUCGAUGAUUGUACUGAUUAUUGGGAUGCGAAGAGGGGAGCUUGCAUUGGUGUCUUCCAAAAUAUCAUCGUCGGAAAAGAACCCAACGAGCAUCUUGGAGAAGUUGUGGGUAUAUUGAGAAACAGUAAUCAUCCACAGGUGGAGUACAUUCUCCGAGUCAUGCAAAAGUGGGCCAAGGAUAAUGGAGUCAUUCCGUUCUGAAAGCUUAGAGUUCGUGUGCUCAUCGCCGAACGACAUCUUUUGCUGUCCGGAAGAAUCAGCAGCGGAUAAUCUUGAAUAAAAUAUUGAGUGAUCUCAAGCAUUCCGAGCCUGAUUCUCCCUGAUCAGCGGGAUAUAUCUCCAUAAAUCACAUAGAUGUCUUGCAAUUUUGUGUUUCUUCUCCUUGUGUAGUGUGUAAAAAUGUAGUGUAGGGUGUGAUCUUACAACCCACACACAUGAUUACUUGAGGAGCACAAAGGUCCCAUCGAAACUAAUAUAUAAUCUAAUAAGUAUUAUUAUAGUAAUUUCAGGUAAUCAAAUUAAAUUGUAGAAUGCUUGAAGAAUCAAAAGGAAUUAAAAUAUUUUGCUAACACAAGGACCACCGACACUUGUAAUUUUGUCGUGCUCAAAGUAGGGACAAACGCAUGUUUUCUUCUCGAGCCGUCUCCUUUUUGUGUGUCAACAAUGACUACUCU